AUGCCCCACGAUUCGCCAUGCCACGAAGGCGGGCGGGCGGGCGCCCGAGCGGCUUUUAGGGUCGCGGAACAAAAGAGGUACUCGGCGGCCAGGGGAAAUCCCGCCUCGCUAGCCCCUUACCUUCCCGGGCGUCCUCCUCCCGCCGGUGCGCCGCGUAGCUCCUGCGCCGGGCCGGGGGACGGCAGCAGCCGCAGGGCUCCGGGCGGGGCGGCCGGAGCUCCCCACCGCCGGCGGGCUCCGGGCAGGGGCGGGCACGGGGUCUCGCUGCGCUCCGCUCCGCUUCACUCCGCGCCGCCAACAAAGUGCCGGAACGGCGCUGGGAGGUCGCCGGGCAGCGGGAGCGGCGGCGGAGCGGAGCGGCUCGGAGCUCCCUCUGCCGGCCCGCCGCCCCGCCCCGCCACGGCCACGGCCAUGGCCACGGUCACGGCCCCGCCACCACAGACACAGUCCCAGCUCUGGCCUGCCGCCGGGAAGCGCGGAGACCCGCGGAGGCCCCCGCGCCCGCGGUGCCGGCACCCGGUGCCAUGCAGGAUCCGCGCGCUGCCAGGGAUGAGGAGCCACCUCGCCUCUCCCCCAGACCCCAGUGAGAUUAACGGGGCGCUCACUAAACGCAAAGGUACUGAAAGCAGCUCCCCGGAGCUGGGCUGA
This is a messenger RNA of Colius striatus (speckled mousebird), 648 nucleotides long. Its product is annotated as basic proline-rich protein-like. NCBI's taxonomy places the organism in Eukaryota, Metazoa, Chordata, Aves, Coliiformes, Coliidae. Bases 1 to 648 code for a protein of 215 amino acids. The transcript has a single exon. The record is from RefSeq and is a predicted model, not a curated record.